AUGUGCAUCGCAAUAAUAUCCACGGCACAUCCUUCCUAUCGACUAAUUCUGAUCGACAACCGCGACGAGUAUCUGAAUCGACCGACCGAUGUUGCUGGAUGGUGGCCAGAUCCCCACACCCAUGUUCUUGGAGGCCGGGAUAUGCUCCGCGACAUCCACGGGACAUGGCUGGGAGUGACGAGAACAGGCAAGGUCGCUGUGCUCACCAACUUCAAAGAAGACGUUACACCGCCUCCCACGGCCGUCAGCCGCGGCGCCAUCAUCAAAAAGUUCUUGUCUGAAGAUGUCGGUCCCGUUGAGGAGUUUGUCAAGGAAGUUGUCAACACCGGCGUCGCCAAAGACGCCGGCGGCUUCAGUCUCGUGUGCGGUCACAUAGGUGAGAAGCUUGCCGUCAUCUCCAACCGUGCAGAAGACCAAAGCCAAGUACCGUGGAUCGCGGGGGAUGUGGUGCACACUGUCGGCCUGAGUAACGCCCACUUCUUGGACCGAUCAUGGAAAAAGGUCACCCUGGGCGAAGAACUCAUGUUGAACACGAUCCGGCAGAGCAUCGAAAACCAAGAAGGCGAAGACGAGCUGAUAUCGCGGUUUCUGGACCUGCUCAGCCACGAAACUCUUCCGCGGAACGGCGAACCUGAAGGAUCCGGCCUGGAAACGUAUAUUCCCUCCCUCAGACACACCAUCUACGUGCCGACCUUGGGACGAAAGGACACGGAUCAUCACCUAGAAGACGACGAGAUUGCCGCUGCCAAAGUCAACGAGAAAGUCAACAUUGUAGGACACCACACACCGGUGCGGCGCCACUCGCCGUCAAUCAACCCGCCGUUUCGAGCUCGACCGCUGGGCGUCAGUGGGCUCUACGGGACGCAAAAGCAGACGAUUGUGCUUGCCGACCAAGACAACAACGUCCGGUUUUUCGAGAGGACGCUAUUUGACGCAGACUCGAAUCCCAUCCCAUUCGGCCAGGGUGACGUGGACGUGAAAUUCAAGAUUGACCGGACGUCAAGUUGA
Molecule: messenger RNA, 1008 nt
Organism: Fonsecaea nubica
Lineage: Eukaryota; Fungi; Ascomycota; Eurotiomycetes; Chaetothyriales; Herpotrichiellaceae
Exons: 1
Coding region: 1-1008 (335 amino acids)
Biological process (GO): Golgi organization; protein secretion
Cellular component (GO): Golgi apparatus
Source: RefSeq, a predicted model, not a curated record